Messenger RNA from Triticum turgidum subsp. durum (durum wheat), 591 nucleotides. NCBI's taxonomy places the organism in Eukaryota, Viridiplantae, Streptophyta, Magnoliopsida, Poales, Poaceae. The record is from the annotation of a GenBank genome assembly.
AUGGCUGGAGGUAAUCUGUAUAACUUCCUUCACAAGCACAAAAAUACCUUGGAGCUUUCGUUGAUUCUUAGGAUUGCUAUUGGCAUCUCGAAAGGGAUGGAUUAUUUGCACCAGAAUAACAUCAUCCAUAGAGAUUUGAAGUCUGCCAAUUUAUUACUUGGUGAUGCUCAAGUCGUGAAGAUUGCAGAUUUUGGUGUCUCGCAAGAGGGAGAUAUGACUUCCGAAAAUGGUACCUAUAGAUGGAUAGCACCUGAGGUGAUAAACCAUAAGGCUUAUGAUCACAAGGCAGAUGUCUUCAGCUUUGCUAUUGUUCUAUGGGAGUUGGUCACUUCAAAAGUCCCAUAUGAAAACAUGACACCAUUGCAAGCGGCACUAUCAGUAAGGCAGGGAAUUCGCUUGGUGAUUCCCUCGAGCGUGCAUCCGAGAUUGUCUAAAUUGAUUCAACGGUGUUGGGGUGAAAACCCCCAUACACGACCCGUUUUCUCUGAGAUCACCGCAGAACUGCAAGAUAUCUUGCAGACUUUUCAGGCCGCCUCCAGGUCCAAAGGAAGCCAUCGUUGUAUGAAACAAAAGAUACAGAUGAAAUCAUAG